Molecule: messenger RNA, 2811 nt
Organism: Clupea harengus (Atlantic herring)
Lineage: Eukaryota; Metazoa; Chordata; Actinopteri; Clupeiformes; Clupeidae
Product: tumor susceptibility gene 101 protein-like
Exons: 10
Coding region: 459-1565 (368 amino acids)
Biological process (GO): protein modification process; endosome to lysosome transport; protein transport
Cellular component (GO): ESCRT I complex
Molecular function (GO): ubiquitin binding
Source: RefSeq, a predicted model, not a curated record
AUUCCAUUUUUGUUCUUUUGGGUUGAGUUGACCAAUGAAAAGUGUGCUGUCACUGGCCAGGCCAUUGGCUGUUAGCAUGUUUUUCUGAUAAAACAUACAUUCAGUUUUGAGUUUGGGAUCAACACGUAGGCUGUGUUAUGGUAUUAGAUGGUAGUAUAUAGCCUAAUCCUAAUCGCGAAAUCGGGUGUUAUAUCAGCAUUCCAGCAUUUAGGCCUUUGUCUACAGACUCUGCGCUCAGUGCGUAUCUCGAACGCGCCCACGUUAUCCAUUCAGUCAGCUGGUUAGAAACUAUGAGGAAGUUUUCCAGAUUCCUGAAGCUGGUCUGAUUUGACGUUUAGUCUGCUGUUUUCCACUUUUCAUUGAUAUAAUGCCAAUGUGAUCGAAUGAGGCAUAGUCUGUCACAGUGAAGAAGUGAAAUAAAACCUUAGUCCCGUCCUUUUUGGGGACUCGUUAGGAUUAUGGCAAACAACGAGAAUUCGCUCCGGAAAAUGCUGGCAAAGGGCUACAAAUACAGAGAUCUGACAAUGCGGGAAAUCAUGAAUGUCAUUACUCCGUACAAAGAUCUCAAGCCUGUUAUGGAUUCAUAUGUGUUUAAUGAUGGCUCCAGCAAGGAAUUGAUGAGCCUGGCAGGGACUGUGCCCGUCAAUUACAGAGGGAAUACCUACAACAUCCCCAUCUGUGUGUGGCUGCUGGACACCUACCCCUAUAAUCCCCCCAUCUGCUUUGUGAGGCCCACCAGUACCAUGAUGAUCAAGACCGGGAAGCAUGUGGACGCCAAUGGCAAAGUCUAUCUGCCCUACCUGCACAAAUGGAAACCUCCCCAGUCAGACUUGUUAAACCUAAUCCAGGUGAUGGUUUUGGUGUUUGGGGAAGAGCCACCUGUCUUUUCGCGACCAGCCACACAAACACCAUACCCGGCCUUCCAGACAGCAGGCCCAACCAGCACUGUUUUUAUGCCUGGCCCAUCUGCCGCCUAUGGCCCUCCACGCUCACCCAACCUCAGUUUCCAGGGUUACCCCUAUCCUGCCACCGGCACCUACCCUGCCAGCCCCGGUCCAGGGCACUUCACCCCCCCAGCUCCCACUGUCGCCGCAGGCCCUGGUCGUGAUGCCACCAUUGGUGAGGACACCAUCAGGGCGUCCCUGGUGUCGGCGGUGAGUGAUAAACUGCGCUGGAGGAUGAAAGAAGAGAUGGACUGCGCCCAGGCUGAGCUUGAUGCUCUUAAGAAGACAGAGGAGGACUUGAAGAGAGGACAUCAGAAGCUGGAGGACAUGAUAACCAGAAUUGGACAAGAGAUGACGGAUGUGGACAGAAACAUUGAGCUCCUCGAGCAGAAGGACGAUGAGAUGAAAGCAACGCUGGAGAAGAUGGACAACCAGUCUGAGAAGAACGACAUUGAUGACGUCAUUGUUCCCACAGCACCCCUCUACAGGCAAAUACUGAACCUGUAUGCAGAGGAGAAUGCCAUCGAAGACACCAUCUUCUACCUGGGAGAAGCCCUCCGCAGAGGAGUCAUAGAUCUGGAGGUCUUCCUUAAGGUGACAUGUCCGGAUUCUCUCUCGUAAACAAUUCCAACUACGGGCUCUAAUGCAGAAAGCUCGAAAAACCGCUGGCCUAAGUGAGCUCUACUGAGCACUAAAUCACUGCCCACAUACACACACACACACACACACACACACACACACCAUCAUACACUAAUGCAUAUCGACAAUUAGAAGUGAAACUGGAUUGAGGAUUUGUAUGCCUCAUGCUUAUCUUCACUGUAAGUGUAAUGGAUGUUAGAUCCUCUAAGGCAUUGAAGAGGGAAACCACCGUCUACAUAAGCCAAGUGAUGGAGUGGCCAAAGUGAUCACUUCGGUUGAAAUAUCAUUUGCCAUAUCGGAGGGAUCAGUUAGAGAAGGGAAGUGUUACUGGCAGACGCCCUCAAAAUGUUCUACAUUCCUAUACAUUGAAAUGCUCUACAUUACAUUUAUAUAUGUAGGCCCACACAAUACAAUCUAUAGUUGGCAUGCGAUGUACAAAUACAGCUAUUUUGUAUUGCUGUAAUAUUCUAACGCACUUUUUGUAAUGCUGAGCUGACUUUGGAAAAAGUGUGUGUGUGUGUGUGUGAGGGAGAGAAAAAGAGAGAGAGACUAAGUUGGAAAGAGUGAAUUGUUUGUUGUCCUCUCUUACGGUAUGUCUGACAAAACCAAAUCUAGUUCAAAUGAAGGACCAAUUUUAUUUCAUUUUCUUAUCUUUUCUUGUUUGACACUUUAUAAAAAUCUGUUUACAUAGUAAACAUUGUAGGGUUAAUAUAAAUAUUCCCUGAAGUCAGCCUUAUUUUUAAAGGGAACGUUUUUUUUUUUUUUUAAACAUAUCCAAUCCAGUUGACAAAACAGUUACAUGUCAAGUCUUUUAUUCAGUUUGAGAAAGUGCUUAAACUAAUGUAAGAUUUCAAAACAGUAUGUAUAUGAUUGACUCACUAACUGUGACCUCUUUAUCUGUACACUCCUAAUGAAUUUGCACAGUGAGCUUGGCGUCCAGUCAUAAUUAUGAUUGAUAACUGUGUAAUACUCUGGUUAAUGUGUCGGGAAAUUCUCAUGGUAUUGAAUUGUUUUUUUUUAUGCUUAGACUAAUAUGGUACAUAUAAUUUUAAUAUAAUCUCAGUUUUCAUACUUUUGUAACAAACCUAAAUGCACUAUCAGUAUGCAGUGAAUAUGUUUUUGAAAUUUAAGAUUUUCUUAAUUACUGUGUACAUGAAUUAAUACAGUGCCACUGCCUAAGUGCCUAUAUACUCUGCUUAGUCUUUUCAUUAAAAUCAUAUUAACAUUA